AUGAACGUUCCUCAGGAGAUCUGUUUGUCUAAUCUCGUUGAUCAGAUCACAUUCUAUGUAGAUGAUGAUGGACCAGUGCCAGACAGCCUUUCAGCACCACAUACGUGGCUACAAGAACAGCAUAAGAAUGAUCAGGCGCUUCGAAGCCUGAGACUCACGAGCAAACCCUUUUAUCGAGCUGUAACCCCACAUUUUCGACGGAGAAUCAAUGUCACAUCCUUCUCCAGUCUGACACAUUUGCGCAAGACUGCCGAGAAUGCCUGCACUGCAAGUCAUGUAGACGUAAUUGCCAUCCAUGUGGAGGAUGAGUGGAUGAGCGGCCAAACAGCCGCAUUCAAUACCUACCUGAGUAGUCUUGAAUCUGGUCUUCCUGUUUUGAUUCCGCAAUUUCGCAACCUUCGCGCUUUUGCACUCUCAUACAGAAGAACGAUAGAAGAUACAGAGCUUGAAUUGAAGGUAGGACACGCAAUCGCGAGCAUUGUCCACAGUACGCUCCUAGCCUUGAAUUCUACUAGAUUCGACGAGUUUAUUCUAGACUUACCGACGAGAGUGGGUUCUGAGUCCAACAUUGAGGACUUCUUAUCAAGACCUACUCAACUUUCAGGCAAUUUUCGAUUCUCUGUAACAGACAACAUAAGAAGGAUCCAGCACUUGCGAGUCCAAGCGCAAGACCAUGGCUUUGGGAAUCGACAACAGAAUUUUCCCAAUCCUGCGUUCCCAGCAAAUGCAGGAUUAGGGCUCUUUCACCUUCUCCAGAGGAGUUCGAAUCUAGUAUCAUUGAGCAUCUGCUGCGACACAGUGCUCAACCUAAGCACACUUAACACAGCCCAUCUACGGACCUUACAGGUGCUGGAUUUGACUCGCGUCAUGACACCCUCAACCAGCCUACUAGACCUGACAAAGACUCAAAACCUCCAGACCAUUCGUUCCCUCAGUCUUAGGGAGGUACAGCUACAGCAUUUAGUCCAAAGGCGCGGAUCAUGCAAGAAUGAUGAUAUCAAAGAAUUGUAUCGGCUAUUGCACCACGUCGAGAAAGUGCGGGGGGGAACAGUGGACAUGGAGCAGCGAGAGCAGCGCGAAUUGCAACCUUUUCCCACGAGUCUGACCUCCCCAUCCAACACAAUACCUGGCAACUGGUUCGCGCAACAAAGCGAACAGAUGCUGUAG
Molecule: messenger RNA, 1167 nt
Organism: Bacidia gigantensis
Lineage: Eukaryota; Fungi; Ascomycota; Lecanoromycetes; Lecanorales; Ramalinaceae
Exons: 3
Coding region: 1-1167 (388 amino acids)
Source: RefSeq, a predicted model, not a curated record